Molecule: messenger RNA, 1491 nt
Organism: Helobdella robusta
Lineage: Eukaryota; Metazoa; Annelida; Clitellata; Rhynchobdellida; Glossiphoniidae
Exons: 7
Coding region: 1-1491 (496 amino acids)
Source: RefSeq, a predicted model, not a curated record
AUGGCUAAUUAUUUUGUAUUAGUUAUCAUUUUAGCUUUGAAUUUUUAUAACAUUUCUGGCAAUGUUAAUAUAGCUCUAGGGAGAAUGGUCCGUGAAAGUUCAUACAACGGUCCUUUCAACUCGUUCCUUGUGGUAGAUGGACUUCUCAGCUCGCCUUAUUGUUUCAAAUCACAAACAUCUGGCUACCAGUGGGUCCAAAUUGACCUCAUUUGGUUGUAUCAAGUUGAUUACGUUCGUGUAAUUGGAAAACUUGCAACCAAUCUUUUAAACGUGAAACCAGAAAGCCAAAGCUCGAAUACACUCGCACAAUGCAACUGCCUAACCAAUCAGCUGAACAACGUCAACGCUACAUUUCAGUGUUCGAACGGUGCAGAACAUUCCACCAGGUACAUCACAGUUGACCAGGCUAGCAGCACCCCGGACGUUAUGACCAUUUGCGAGGUGCUUGUUGAAGGAAGGUACAACGAUGCUCUACCAGAACGAGCAAAUCUUCUGCAAAACAAAAAUGCUCUCAUGAAGACAACAUUUUCAAUAGGCACCAGUAGCCUAACAAACCAGUUAAUUUCAAUGGUGGCUGGUCUGGUCGUCGAUGGAAUUCGAGAUCCCACCCUCCUCCACGGACAUUGUGCUCAUUGUUAUGAUAAAGGAUUUGCUCAGAACUGGAUCCAGGUGGAUAUGGCAGCGAACCACCACGUUGAUUACAUUGCUCUCGUCAGUAGAGAUACUAAUGAUCUAUCGGUGUCUCUUCGUCUCUCAAACUUUAUAAUCGGUCUGACGUCUGAUAGAGCUGAUGGCGUCACGCCAGUCAGGGGUCAGUACCCCAUUUGUGCCACGUACCCUGGAGAUGUUCCACCGGCCACUCGAGUCACCCUGUCCUGCAACGCCAACCUGCCAGCCUACCGUUACAUCUUCCUUCAUCAAGCUUAUGGGGCUGGUGAUGGUUUUAUUGCAGCUUGCGAACUGGAGGCCUAUGAGCCAACUGUUCCAUUUCCCGAUAAACGAAUCAAAUGGAAUUCGCUUGAAAACAGCAAGCUAAUGAGUUACACCUUUCUGGAGAUAAAAGCAGUCAAGCCUCUACAUUGCAUCAGACAGUGCAUCAAAUUGGGGGAGUACUCUUGCGAUUCGUUUAAUUUCAACAAGCAACUGAACAUUUGCCAGCUGAACAAACACAGGAAUGGAUUACUGAAUGGAACUUUGACUAUUGGUGAAUUGUGGACUUUUUGGACACCUCGUCAUGAUUUUCUCGGUAACGCAAACAAGGCACGUGCCUUAGGGCCAAAAAACAGACUAUGGCCACAAAAAGUAGACUUAGGGUGGGGCAAAAAAGUAGACUUAGGGUGGGGCAAAAAAGUAGAAGCAUUUUUUCGUCAGAGUCAGAAUGUUUCUCUGUUUACAGUAUCAUUAUUAUUCAUAAUUAGGCAUAUCAACAGCUUGAAAGUAUCUGAGAGGUUUAAAAUUAAAUCUGAUUUAAAAUAUAAAUUUUUUAUUUGA